AUGACCGGCCCGGUCAAUGCGCUCAGAUGUCGCAUUUGUGGGCCAUAUGCUACGCCAGACGCAGCGGCACGAUACCGGCGCUCAUGUCAGAAGCUUGGUACCAACUACAUGUACCUCAACAUGAUCUACCGAAUCUGGGGAGAUAGGCUGGUGGUGGCGAGCUGGCUCUUGAAUCUUCUGCUCAAUGCUGGAAUGACAUGGGAGAGCAUGAAUCCCAUGGAACAAGCCAUCUCAUUUGGAGUGACCUACUUUCUGGCAACAAGACCAACUGCCUUGAGCCAACUGCGUGGAUUCUUCCUCAUGUUAGCGUUUGACAGUCUGUAUCAUGUGCGAGCAUGGAUUAUGCUGAUGCUCAACAUCAUUCAGCUUCUUUUUAGCGUGAUGUGCAUACUAUACGGGACUUCCUUCGGGUUGCCUUUGGUAGUUCGCUUGGGUGUAGUCACAGAUGGAGUGUUCCUUUUGCUCGGCUACCUCAGCUUUCCUCGCGUAGUGGCCACUGGCAUCCAAUCUGUGGCCUCGGUCAUGGAACUGGCGCUUCACAACGCCGAUGACUACCCCAUCGAGUGGAAGAUUCAGACAGACUCUCUGGGAAAGUUCAAAGGGGUCUUCACCGUGGAUCCACAGUCGGGAAUCUUGCAUCCUGCACAGGAUUGUUUAGUGCGAGCGGCUUUCUUGCCCAGCGAGCCCAUUGAGUACAAGGCCAAUGUGAAUGUGUACAUCUCUCCGCCCAGGAGUACAGCGGUGGACGCAGGCAAGAGUCUUGAUCCUAGCUUGGCCCUGAAUGCGGACGAGAGUAAGCCGUACUUGGCCCUGCGGAUGAAGGGUCAGGGCACGGUGCCGAAGCUCACCUUCGACCGGCGCGAGAUCGUGCUGCCGAUCGUUCCCCUGGGAAUCCGCUCGAGGUGCUUGUUUUACAUCGUCAACGAGGGCUACGAGAGCUUGGACGUGCAGUACAGGUUGCCAAAUGAUCAGAUCCGCAUUCCGCUGACCAUCAAUUUCCCGGAGGGACAGCAGAUCGGCAUCACCAAGCCGAAAAUUCCUGUGGAGAUUUUCUUCCAAUCAAACAAGCCGAUCUCCUUCUGUGCGAAGAUCGAAUUCCUGGACAAUGAGUCAGGUUCAUAUGUUCUUCCCGUCUCUGGAACCACGGAGAAUUGCAUCCUUACCUGCCAUCACUACUUGCACAACAACACGGAUUUCUAUACGCUAGAGGGUGAACCUGUCAUGCUUCAAGAAAAGGAGGACAACUCUGGGAACGAGCAGGGUGCAGCGCCUUCCAUCAAGACGGGCAGUGUAUCUCACAACUCGAUGGCAGGCUAUGGCAAUCAGGAGGGGCGUUUGGACGAGUGGAUCGACGCUUCUGCCUCGGCUUCCUGGCCGCGGCUCUCCUUGUCCUCUGGCUCCACCUGCACUCAGGGCCUCCGGGAUCUCCACCUGCUGCUUUUGGGCAGCGCUUCGAUCGGGUUCCGACCCCUUCAUUGCGCCUCUCGGCGUAUUUGCAUGAGCGCUCAGGCCGCUCUCCACAUCUUGAUUGAGGCUGUACAAGCAUCUGCUCGCGCUCUUCGGGGCCUAGCUGACAAUCUUGAGAGGGCAGCUGCCGCAGCAGAGAGGGGGCCAGCCGCUGGAUCUGACAGGGUCACUGAGGUCUCCACCGACACCAUUGAUUGGGACCUGGUCACUGAGGCUUUAGAGGCGGAAAGAGAUCAGCGCACCGGUGCCUCCGGCACCAACUUCUCGAGCUACCACGACGUCGAGAAGAGCAUCCCCCCUUUGCCUGAUCACUGUGUGGAUCUUUGUGGCCGUCUUGGUGGCACCAUUGAGGACGUCAAGUCCCGAGCUACUCGAGCCUGGAUUGCUGGUUGUUGGGCCAAGGCCACAUUGGAGGGAAAGAUCCCAAAGCCUCGACCUACCCCCAAGAUUGCACUGCAGGCCACCACCUACAUCAUCCUCAAGGGCCCAGGUGUUCAGCGACCGACCAGGGUCUCUUCAGCGGCAGAGUACUUCAAGCUCCUGCCACGUUUCGAGAACUCCGUCAGCCGAGCAGUAGAGAUGGCGACAGGUGGCCCGAUUCAGUUUUUGGACCAAGGAGUCCUCCAGACCUAUGUGAUGGGCUUGGACCUCACUGCAUGGGAUGGGGAGUGGACGGAGAGUUUUGCAAUCCCAGUUUUGAGCCGGCAGUCGGGGGUUCUGAUUGCAGUACCAGAGGGAGCUUUUUCUCCGGAGGUUCUCCAGGCUGGAGCUUUUGCAGCGAUGGACGACCUUGUAGGCCCGUCGACGAGGGUGACAUUGCCUGCUGUCUUCGAGGAGUUGGACGGGACAGAGACACCCCACACAGAAGAGAUUCCAGUUGUUUUGAUAGAUUUCCACAAGAACAUCUUGGAGAGCAUUCGAGGCUUCGACCCAGUCACAGAAGGACCCGGCAUCCGUUGUUUCUCGCAGCCCAAGGCGAAGGCCUCCCCUGGUGGGGCUUCCACUCCCAAGAGGGUUACUACGGCAACGCUAGCCGAGCAGUUAGCAGAGAUCUCCAAGGUGCUCCCUGCUAUGUCCUCCCAGCUCGAGGCUAUGACUCAGCGCCAAGACAGGGUGGAACGCCUGAUGAGUUCUGCACCUCAAGCAUCAUCCAAGGAGCCUCCGGCCCACAAGCAGGACUUCCCUCUGGUGGGGAAAGGAUCGCCCAGACCAUCCGCUCUGAAAUUUGUUUCCAGAGUGGGCAGCCCGCCAAGGUCCAGACCACUGGCCGAUGCAAGCCCAGCGCCCCGGAAGACCGUGGAGUUCACGAACGUGGACGAACCUCUCGCCCUGCCCUCAGAUCCAGACUACCCUGGAGGAGAACAGAGCGUCCCAGUUCUUCCGCAACCAGAGGCGCUCUCAGCGGCACUGUUCCAGCAGUCCCAGGCUUUGACGACUCUUGUGGCUCACUUGGCAGGUCAGGAUGGCAUGGAGUUUGGCUCGACAGGAACGAGUUCAGCCCUCAGUUUGAAGGGUUCGCUGAAGCGGGACAAGCCAUCAGAGCCCGUCCCUCAGGAGAUCUCUGCUCUUGGAGGACGUGCCCUCUUCUCGAAGUACAUGGAAAGAAGCGGUGGCUACUCUGGCCAAAGAGACCUGGGCCUCACUAUGUGGCUGCUCAGCCAGAUGGCGGACGCAUUCCUGAACGAAGAUGCAGCCGGUGCCCAAGAACUGCUAGCACUGACCAUGGUGACUUUGGAGCAGGUGGCUCAGGACUCUGGAAAGUGGGAAGUAGGGUGGAUCUUGUCACUGCAGGAGGAUCCUCCUCCGGGUGUCUUCCAAGCAAGGCCCAUCGCGACGAAUCCCAGGCUCCGAGCUUUUGCUCCUCUGUGUCCGCCAGAAUGGGCCACCACGGCGUUGUCCUAUGUCAAGGAGGUCGACCUGAUAAAUUCCAGGAGACAAGAAGCCCUGCCAGGAAAGAAGAACCUGCCUGGAAAGGAACAAGACGACCAGGUCCGUCUGGAGAGCCCCUUUGCUGCGCUCUUCUACCUCAGAACGGCCAGGCUCCGCCUGGACCGUUGCCUGCGGUCGGGGGGCUCUCCGGACAUAGUCCAGAACCUCCUUUGCGACGUUCUUGCGGACUACCUUCUGCAUCACAAGACUGCAUCCAUGCAGUUCUUCAAAAGCCUUGUUCCCGUUGCCGGCACCUCAGGGGGUCUCACAAAUCCUCCUGGCAAGAAAGCCUAUGCCGACGCGGGCCUUGAAGGAUCUCCUCUCAAGGACCUAGUCGACGAAGAGAAAGGCAAGAUCAUUGGGGCCGAGGUUGACUCGUCAUCACUGACCAGGUCUCUGGGGCUAGUGCUGGUCGCGGCUCCUGUCCGAAAGCGCCUCGCCUUGGCCUACAUCUCUUUGGAGCUCGCAGCAAAGGACACAACUUCCGAUGCGCUGCAUGCUUGCCUGAUUGGUGGAUGGGUCUCCGCUGCGAUGUACCGAAGACCUUUCAUGUCGAUCCUUCAAAAAGCCUAUAAGAUCCAGAUGUCAGAGCACAAGCGCAUACAGAUUGCAGGCAAGUGGUCAAAGCCCUCAGCUGUUUACACCGAUGAGCUUGCCGCGGCCCUGGGCCAGUCCUUCGACAAGGCCCUCACGAAGAAGAUCCGAAGGACCCAGUUCGUCGAGCCCAAGCUGAAAGGUCUUGAGAGCCCGCUCUGCAAUGAUGUUCUACUGUCGGCAAAGUGGAAGGUCGACAAGGUGUGGUCUUGGAGAAGUCCUAAGCACAUAAACAUCCAAGAGGUCCUUGCGGCUGAGAGACUGAUGAAAGAACAGGCCGUCUCUUGGCCAAAGUCACGCUUCCCCGUUGUCGUGGAUUCAAACGUGGGCAUGUCUGCCCUAGUCAAAGGCAGAUCACCAUCAGAUGGCCUCCGACCCGCCUUGAGGAGGGCAGGAUCCACCAUCGUUGCAGGAGCCUUGUAUCCGGCCUACCAUUUUGGGCCCACCAGACUACUACCAGCCGAUCAUCCUACCCCAGAGAAUGAGUUCCCUCCUCCAUGCAGGAGCUGCCUGCCUCCUGAGGCGACGUGCGCCGAACUCUUACAGUUCUCAAAGGUCUCAAACUUGGCUCGAAAAGGGGCAAACUGGGUUCGCCUGGUUCUUCUCCUUUUGCAAAACCUGCCCCUGUGGAGCCUAAGUAAGGAUUCCUGGAGGUUUGCUCACGUCAACUACAAGCACUACCCGUUCAGCACCCAGAAGGCGGAUUUCAGCCGGAAGGAGUUUGACAGCGCACGUGGCUAUCCUGGAGAAGGCCCCACUGCUGGAGGCUCUCGAGUGCAGCUGAUCCGUUGCCUUGCUUCCGUCCUUCCCUUUGGAUUUCCUGCCCUGGUUGGACUUCUUGGGGCCUUUGCUGCCCUGGUUGGAAUUUUUGGGGCCUACAUCAGCCUUGCCGCCUUUGGCUUAACCUCUGCCUUGCCGAGAAAAGCUGUGCCUGUCCAUGUCCGUAGCCGUUUCCGGCCGCGCUCCUCUUCCCUGACCCUUUUCAGGCAAGCCAAGCUUCAGGCCCUCUUUUUGGCCAUCUUGUUCCUGGAACACCCAGGCCUUGUAGCCGGCGCGCCUCGCCAUGGACUGAAGCUGCAGCCCAGAGAUGCUGCCGACCGAGCACGACAAGAGACAAGAGACCAGCUAGAACUGCCUGAUGGCAGGCCAGUGCUGGGACAGACCCAGCGGCAGAGAGACAAAUUGAUGGGGGCCUUCGAAGAAUGGCUUCGCUCGCAGGGCAUCCUGCUGGACGAGAUCCUCAUGGUAGGGGCUCCUGACGUUGAGGCCCUCAACAUCCUGCUGGAGAGGUACGGCCGUGAGCUGUAUCGAGCGGGACGACCAUACGGUCACUACAGUGAGACCGUCAAUGCAGUGUCGGCCAAACGGCCAAGGGUUCGGAGAUUGCUCCAGCCGGCUUGGGACUUGGCGUAUAGCUGGCUACGCCAAGAACCACCAGUACACCACCUGGCGCUCCCAUGGCAGGCGAUGCUCUCGUUCCUCACAACGUCGCUCUGCUGGGGCUGGUGCAGAGUCGCCGGCAUCAUCGCCCUAUCGUGGGGCGGGAUCACGCGGAUCGGAGAAUCCGUAAAUGCCUUCAGACGAGAUCUGGUCCUCCCGUCUGAUGUCAACUACACGAUUGACUACGUGCUCCUUCAAAUAGCUGAACCAAAGACACGGUUCAGAUGUGCUCGCCACCAGAUGGCAAAAGUGGAUCAGCCUCAGUUGGUCAGGAUCAUCGUCACGGCUUUUGAGAACCUGCGACCUGACCAACGACUCUGGCCGGCCUCGGGAUCAACGAUCCGGAGCCGUUUCCAACGCCUUGUCCAGGCGAACUCCCUCGACCACCUCCGGACGAAGAAGGGCCUGGACCUUGGCUCGCUGAGAGCAGGAGGAGCGUCAUGGCUCCUGAUGACCUCCGACAACCCAGACAUGACAAGGCGCCGAGGGCGCUGGAUCAAUGCAAAAGUGAUGGAGGUGUACGUGCAGGAAGCUUGGGCAGUCCAAUUUCUGCCACAGCUUCCAAAGUCCAUCAAGGAGGGCAUCAUGGAAGGAGCUGGUUUGUUUCCGUGGGCCUUGGAGCUUGCGGAGAUUUGGAAGAGGGCGGCUGUCCCGGAGUCAGCAUGGCCCAUCCUGUAUCAGAAGGCGGCUCGAGACCUUGAGCAGCAAGAAAUGGGAAGGCAACACCUCGAGAAGGAAGAGGCGGGAGAUGGAGGGGCCGCUUUUGCCCAAUGUGGGCGUGUGCACCCUUCAAAGGAUGCAGAAGAAAAGAAGUGCGACCAGCUUGAUGAGUUGACCUUUAACUCAGAAUGCCCUGUUCGCCGCUCAAGCUUCUCCCGCAAAGCCGCCCACCCGAGCAACAUAUUGAAGAACCAGUUGGAUCACUUUCCGCAGGACCUGGUGAAUUCGAACGGCCGCCAUUUGUACGAGAUGAUUGAGUUCUUGUCCGGCAAGUCUGUGCCAAACAAGGCGGCAGCACCACCGCCACAGCGCAUGGACAACACGGGUUCCUCCUUCCGUGGCAACGACAGAGGUGCUAAACAAAAGAGCCGAGAGAUGCAGAAGAUCCUGCAGCUGAUGCAACAAUAUGAGGUGCUGCUGAACUUCUUGAAGCAGCAUGGUGCAUUGCUCUCCUCCGUUCGUCCGGAGCACUUCUUGUCCCAUGAGUACUACCUGCAGUACCAGCAGAGUCUCAAUGUGGGCAUCACCAGAAGGCAAGUGGACAAGAUCUUCUUCCCGAAGAGCAUGGAGGCGUGGUUGACGUCGCUGCUCCAGACGGUGAAGAUCUUCCUGCUGAACCGAGUCACACACAAGGCCUUCAAGACAUUGCCUGGGAUGUCGGCCGAAGUGGACCAACCAGUGGGCGCACCCGUUGGCGUGGAUGACAUGGACUUGGAGGUGGAGAAGAAGAACAGCCCAGAAUUGCAAGGUGCCUUGGACCAAAAGUUCUUGGCCGAUUCCAAUGUCUACAGUAUUUCUGAAUGCAUUUUGCUGCGGUGGCUGAACUUUCACUUCGCGCGUGCAAACAGAGAUCGCUACAGCCCUCGCAAGGUCUGUUGCUUCGACUCGGACUUGGAGGACUCCAUUGUCCUCGCUGUGGUGAUCCAAAGCCAUGUGCCUCACUGCCAGGCAGUGCAAAAUAUGCGCCCGCAGUGCAGCAACCUGGAUCACCACGAAGAGAACGCGAUGCACAUCCUUGCUGCUUUGUCGGAGAUUGGACUUCAGUUUCCUAUCCAGGUGUCCGACAUUGCAUCGCCGCAAGCGAAGGAUAUGCUCCUUUUUGUGAUGUUCCUCUUCCAGAAUCUGCCGCAUUAUGUGCCGAAGACCACCAUCAUCUUCUCCACCAUGCUCGGAGUGAAUAUGACCAAGAACAUCGAGCUCACGAAUCCGUCGAAGAAGGCCAUUUCUUAUGGGGUCCAGCUGGUUGGCAGCGGACACAACAGCGGGAGUGACUUUGCCAUCAAGGACGAGAUCGUGAAGCUGGAGCCGAGGCAGACGGUGUCCUUCCCCGUGGAAUUCCACAGCCGGUUCUCGAGGAUUGUCGAUGAGAAGAUCAUCUUUACCUCACGGCGAGAGGGCAAUGUCAAUGCUGCUGCAAUGGUGUUCAAGCUCAGGAGCCGGUGCACCGGGCGGAAACCGAGAAAGACCAUCCAGGUCUCGGCAGUUCUCUAUGAGGUUGGCACAGUGGAUGUGGAGCUUGAGAACCCUUUCAACGAGGAUGCGGAGUUUUCGGUGGCCUUGCGAGAAAGCACCUGUUGCGAUGCCGAGAAGCACCCACUCUACUGGGGAGACCACACCUUGCCCUCGAUGCUCAGCACGUUGCUGGGGGUGAUGCGAGGGACCCCCAGCAAUGUGCUGAGCAUUGCGGGCAAGGAGUGGCGAAAGAAGAAUGCCCGGGUGGCCUCGAAGCGUUCCGAAGGCAUGGAAGCCUUCUACCUGAGCGUCACACGCUGCCGGGUCAAGGCGGGUGGAACUGGAAAGAUCACGGUGUCCUUCCUACCCUUUGAGGCGCCAGCACACUUCACUGCUCUCUUGGGAGUCUUCGACUCUAAGGCUGGGGAGUACUACUACGAGCUCUUUGGCACAUCAAGUCCACCUUUGCCGCUGGAGAACUACAAGAUGCAGGUGAAAGCGGAGGCCUCUGGCACCAAGGACAUCAUUUUGCCUCUGCGAAACAUGCAGGUGGAACGUGCACGGAGUUGGUUGGAGAGUCGGGGUGCUGGGCCUCGGCCGCUGCCGCCGGAUUACAUCGUCUAUGAUGUGAAGGUUUCAUCGCCUUACUACACAGCACCCAAGCAGGUUGUGGUGCACAACGGACAGGCUGUGAACAGAGAAGUCGCGCCCCUGGAGAAGUCUCUGAAUGGGUCAGGCGAAGACCUUUACCUCUCUCAGCUUCGCGUGGAGCAAGUCCCUGACGAGGUGACGGGUGGCCCCAGCCCUUUCUACCUCAUGAAGUACUAUGCUUGGACCCGACAGUAUCAGGGAGAUCGUCGAAGCUCGGCAGUGGCAAAGGCGAUUGGACUUCCACAGCAGGUGGCCAAGUUGGUGGUGGAGUUUUGGCCCAAGGAGCCGGGUGUCUACCCCUGCACAGUCACACUCACUUCCGACAUUGACAUCCGCAUCUAUCAGUUCGAAGGUACUGGCACGGCUCCCAACACACAUUGCUCAUUGACGUUUACCACACAAGCCAGGAAGGCCAUCACACAGGAGAUUCCCAUCGUCAACCCCACAGACAGAGAAUGGGCGAUCAAACCCACCUUCUCUCAGAUCGGUCAUGAGUUUGAUGGACCUCGAGAAUUCAUCGCCAAGAAGAAGGGAGCCACGGGACAGGCCACUGUCACCACCUAUCCGCUGACCUUUAAGCCAGAUUGGGUUUGUGACGUCAAGGCUCAGCUGGUCCUUUACAAUGUGGGCACCAACGAGACUUACGAGUUGCGGGCCAAGACCGCGUAUGACCUGCAUGGGGUUGCGGAAGAACCGCUGGCGGAAGAGCAUGUGGUGGUGAAGUGUGAAGCGCGUGAGAAGACCUCCCAUGUGUUCCAGGUGAAGAAUCACUCCAACCUCACGGCGGCCUUUGAGGUCGAGAGCGAUUUGGUGCACAUCUCUGGACCCUCUUCCAUUCAGGUGGAUGGUCGAGGCACUGGUGACUACGAGUUGACCUUCCAGCCGCUGCAAGCGGGUCAGGUCACAGGCUGCAUCAUUUUCCGCGACACUCACACCGGACACUUUACCUGGUACACUGUGGAGCUGAUGACAUUGCCACCCAAGCCACAGCAGCAUUUGACGUUGACCUGCGUGGUGCGACAGGCUGUGGCGGUGGACAUCCAACUGGUAAACCCACUGGACGAUGUCGUGGUUUUCGAGGUUGCCUUGACUGGUGAUGGCUUGCUGGGUGAGGCCGAGUUUGUACUGGCCCCAAAGGAGACGGCCACAUAUGAACUUGUCUUCAGCCCUCUAUUGCCAGCCAGAAGCAAGGGCACAGCCGUAUUCUUCAAUGAGAUCGUAGGUGAGUUUUGGUAUGAUCUUAGCCUGCUUGCGGAAGCUGCGCCUGCAGAGGAAAUCGCACCCUUAGAGUGUGAACUUGGCAGGACUGCGCAGACCGUGGUCCACAUCGACAAUCCGACUGGGCAAGAAGUGGUCCUCAAGCAUCGAUCGACCAACAAGAUCAACUUCAAGGUCUUGAACAAUCGGGUAGUGCUUCCACCGUUGGAAUCCACGGACAUUACCAUAGAGUACAGCCCGUCCUCGCUGGGUGUGACGGAAGAAGCGCAGAUUGUCUUCGAACACCCACUGGUGGGACAGUGGGUCUACAAGGCGCAGGGCCUUGGCCUGCCGCCCUUGGAGGCUCGGCACGUGACGGUGGCUGCACAGGUGAACCGGACGGUCUCUUCGACGAUCCAAUUCAAGAACCCCUUCUUGGAAACCAUUACCAUCUUCAUUGUCUUGGAGUCGAAGAGCGAGAAAGGCGUUUUCAACCUGCUGAGCAAAAAGGCCAAGGUGCAAAUUGGGCCCCUGGCCACGACGCAGAUCCCUUUCAGUUUCUGCCCACCCACCAUGACGCAGCACACCGCAGAGAUCGCGCUCUCCGUCAUGAAGCCCAACCUCAGCUGGUCUUAUCGCAUCCAGGGCGUGGCGGAAGCACCGGCGGAUCCCACGCUGCACACCUUCAUGGUUCAAGCGCGAGAAGCCUUGCAGACCACCUAUGCACUGACAUUGAUUGGUCUUGACACCACCCCUGGUGACACGCAUGGAGAUCAGCUUUCGUGUCAACUGGAAGUGCCGCCUCAACACCAAGCAAUGGUGUCCAAGUGCUUUGACAUCAGCCUGGAUAGUGAUGCAACUGCUGCCAGAGCUUCAAGUCAGGCAUCAAGAACUCGUGGCAAAUCCGAUGGACAGGUCUUCCUCAAGGUGAACUUUUCGCCACUGCGGCCCUUCAUCGCACUUUGCAACUUGGUGAUCACCCGUGCCUCGGGUGGUCGCUGGCGCUUUGAUCUGAAGCUAGAGGCGACUGAGCCUGAGGUGGACGAUGUGAUUUCCAUCCAGUCGCCCCUCAACAAGCCAGCAAGCGUGGCCUUCAGAUUGAACAACCACACCAGCGUUUACUCCGAGUUCGAAGCCUUCUUCGAUGCAGAGUCAGCGUAUGAAUUCACUGUGCAACCAACUUCAGGAGUCUUAGAACCCGCAGGGACGAACGGUACCACUUUCGUUGUUACCUACAAACCCACGGAGUACGGCAAGCCUGUUCAGGGCAAGCUCAUCAUUCAGACAGAAGCAACUCAGAUCAAGAGUGAGGAUGUCUUCUGGUCAUACCUGGUGAAGGGUACUCAUCCAAAGUACACUGCGCCUGUGGUCGAGAAGCCUAAGGUGGCUACAAGGCUAACGAAGGAAAUGGAAAUGCAGCUGGCCAAAGCGUCGCAAAGUCGCCGGAAGAACUUCAUCAAGGAGACCUGGAAAAGGACAUUUUUUGCAACGUGA
Messenger RNA from Durusdinium trenchii, 10944 nucleotides. The record is from the annotation of a GenBank genome assembly. NCBI's taxonomy places the organism in Eukaryota, Dinophyceae, Suessiales, Symbiodiniaceae.